CUACUGCAGCACUCGCCGUUGUUCAGAGAAGACUGAAAAGCAACAAGAACUGCCCUCUCCAGCAUUGCUGCAAGUCGGAAGAGGACAGCAGUAAGUAAUUUGUCCUUUGCAAAACGAAGCAGUUCUUGAGUGCCUGUUGCUGUACUUGAUAUAAGAUCUUCAUAUUUCUGCUAAGGGGAAAACUCAGCUCUGCCUCUCAGCUCUCAUGCAGGAUGCCAGAAGCAGAAGAGUGUUAUUCCCCCUGCUUGCAGUGCAGGACACCGCAGUGGAAAAGCAGCUGCCUCUGCCUGAGUGGGCUGCUGGAAAGGGUGGCUGGCUGAUUACUCAGCCCCUGCCUGACAGCACCGUGCUGCUCUGUACACCUCCUUCCUGGGGCUGGUGCUGUGUGAGUGCAGUCUGCCACUAGCUCUGUCCGGCUGCAUGUGCAUGCUGCUGCAGUGUGGGAGGAGCAGGCGGGUGCCCUCAACUUGCAGCCGAGGGUGGAAGCUUUUUGGGGUUUGCUGUUGCUGCUUGAGGCUUUCAUAGAGUUGCGGCAUCUGAGCUGGGAUGAUGCAGGCACACAGAAGCAGAGCUGGGUCUUCCCCCAGGGCUCAGUCUGGGCCAGCCUCGGCAGUUUUUGGCUGCCACAUGGAAGAUCACACAAAGCGCGUCCAGCCCAUCCCACUCCCAGCCAUGCAGCAGAACUUGAACUAUAUGCACCCCCAGAUCUUUUGGGUGGAUGGCUGUGCCGAUGCCAGUACCUCCUGCCAUCCAGCAUCCCCUGUCGCUCCCUUCCCUCCACCGGUACCCGAUCGGAGGAAAAAGCCAAAGAGCAACAGAGAAAGGAGCAGCGUCGGCUUCCUGGUGAUCUUCUUGCUGAUCCUGCUGGCCCUCACUGGAGUGGGGCUGAGCAUGUUUCAGAUUUUCCACCUGGAGAAGGAACUGGCUGAACUCAGAGAGUCUGUCAGCACUGAACACAUCCCUCCAGCCCUGGAGAAGCUCAUAGGGCAGGGGAGCAAGCCAGUGAAAAAGGAAGCAAGGAAGGCAGCACACUUAACAGGGAACCCCACACAGCGGAACCUCCCAUUGGAGUGGGAACCCAUCUCUGGUCAUGCCUUCACCAGUGGCGUUCAGUACCGUGCCCAGGGCCUUGUGAUCAAUGAGACUGGUCUGUACUUUGUGUACUCCAACGUGCUUUUCCGGGGAAGGCACUGUGACAACGAGGUGCUGACACACGUUGUCUACAAGAGAAACCCAGCUUCACCAGGCAGCCACGUGCUGAUGGAGGACAAGCGCAUCAACUACUGUACAAAGGAGAAGAUGUGGGCCCGGAAAAGCUACCUGGGGGCUUUAUUCAAGCUCAGGGAGAGGGACAGUCUGUAUGUCAACGUUUCCAAAAUUGAUCUGGUUAACUUUGAGGAAUCCAAGACAUUCUUUGGGUUAUUUAAGCUUUAAGUGGUGCUGUUGAAAUGUGGCUGGCAGCACCCCACGCACUGGGACAUGCAGGGCAUGACGGCCUCUUGAGAGGCAACGGUCCUAUGUUGCCAAAACCAAAGCAGGGUCUCACUCUAGGAAACCCAUCAAGAAACCACGUUUCAGCCUUCUGCAUGAGAAGGCUCAAGCAACAGGUAAAAGCUUGAAACCAGACCUCUAGGAAGCACCUGGGCUGUCCUGUGGCUGUCUGAAGAGAAUCACGCAUUUUCUUCCUCCGAAUAAAACCACCGCCCUGAAAUGUAGUGCAUCAAAGACCCUGUUGAAACUCACUACUUGCUCGAGAAGACUGCUACCUGAGAAAGUGCCAGGGCCUCAGCAGCACUGGCCCACACAUGCUGUUAUGCCCCCCAUGAGCUCAGGCCAUUUGGGGACAGCUGGCCUGUGUCCAAGAGGCCAUCAGUCUGAGCUGUGCUGUGCCACGCCAUCGGUGGUGAUGUAGGAGUGAGCUCAGGCUGCUUCCCCUGAGCAAUGGUCUGCCCAUCCCACCUGGACACUUGGCACUGUAAAUUGUCUGGCAGGCACCCACCUACCAGUUGGCUUGUUAAGCAUGGUAGGUUUGUUUUGUGUUAAAUUAUUGACUGUUCCCUUCCCAGAAAAUAUCCCCACCCCUUUAUUUAACUCACCUUGCAAGGAAUGUGCUGGAAGUGGUGAUGUUGUGAGGGGUCCUGGCCCUGUGGUGAAAACAAGGUCUUGCUGAAUCCUCCCCAUCCUAUGGUGAUGGGUACAGCAUAAGGGCCAGGUACCCUUCUCACUGAUAGGACCUGAGCAAACCAGCCCUAGCUGAGCAUGGGAUGCUCUCUCCUGGGCAAAACACAGAUGGUAAAUAAAGGUAUAUU
This is a messenger RNA of Lagopus leucura (white-tailed ptarmigan), 2309 nucleotides long. RefSeq names its product Fas ligand (gene FASLG). The transcript is spliced from 4 exons. NCBI's taxonomy places the organism in Eukaryota, Metazoa, Chordata, Aves, Galliformes, Phasianidae. Bases 547 to 1434 code for a protein of 295 amino acids. Gene Ontology annotation, molecular function: tumor necrosis factor receptor binding. Gene Ontology annotation, biological process: positive regulation of canonical NF-kappaB signal transduction; immune response; extrinsic apoptotic signaling pathway via death domain receptors. The record is from RefSeq and is a predicted model, not a curated record. Gene Ontology annotation, cellular component: membrane.